AAAGCCACUUCCCCAGAAGGUGUGUUCAGGCAAGGACAGCAGGGCUAUAAAGGGACCCCAAGAUGCUCAAACCCUCACCUGGCUUUGGACAUGGCCGUGCAGAGUUUCCUGCAGUACGUGGGCUCCAGCUCGCUGCUCUGUCUGGCAGCAGGGCUGUUUGCUCUCCUUUACUUUCUCUCCAGCUCCAAGAAGUCAGUUUGCAAUCUGCCCCCUGGGCCACGACCCCUUCCUCUGAUCGGGAACCUGAACGUGGUGGACCUGAAGAAGCCAUUCCAGUCGCUGACAGAGCUCUCCAAGAUAUAUGGCAACGUCUUCACGGUGCAUUUUGGACCCAGGAAGGUCGUGGUACUCGCUGGAUAUGAAACCAUCAAGGAUGCCCUUUCAAAUCAUGCUGAAGAGUUUGGAGAGAGGGCAGAAAUACCCAUAUUCAGGAAAAUGACACAAGGAAAUGGCAUAGCAUUCAGCCAUGGAGACCUAUGGAAAACUAUGAGAAGAUUUACCUUGUCCACACUGCGAGAUUUUGGAAUGGGAAAGAGAACCCUUGAGAUCCGAAUCCUGGAGGAAGUAAAUUCCCUUAUCAAAUAUUUUGAAUCCUAUCAUGGGAAACCAUUUGAUACAAAAAUGAUAAUCAACAAUGCUGUAUCCAAUGUCAUCUGCUCUAUAUUGUUUGGAGAGAGGUUUGAAUAUGAUGAUCCAGUAUUUCUAACUUUGCUGAAGCUGAUAAAUCAAAAUACUAAGCUAUUGGGCUCCCCUAUGGUGCAGUUAUAUAACUUCUAUCCAUCCCUUGGAUUUCUGUCUGGAGCUUCCAAGACUGUGCUACAAAAUAUCAGUGAAUUGAAUGCUUUUCUCCAGAAGCUCUUCCAGGAACACCAAGAGGAGCUUAAUGAAAAUGACUUAACAGGCUUUGUUGAUGCCUUUCUGGUGAAGCAAAAACAGGAGUCAAAGAAACCACACACUGCAUUCAGCAAUGGAAACCUGAUGUUUUCAACCCUGGACCUCUUUGCUGCUGGGACUGAGACUACAUCCACAACUGUGCGCUGGGGGCUGCUUCUGAUGAUGAAAUACCCAGAAAUUCAGAGAAAGAUUCAGGAAGAAAUGAACCAUGUCAUCGAACCAGGAGAGCUGCCCAGGUUGGAGGACCGGAAAAAAAUGCCUUAUACAGAAGCAGUAAUACACGAAAUACAAAGGUUUGCCAAUAUUGUCCCCAUGGGCGUAUCACGAUCCACUCCCAGCGAUGUGAAUUUCCGAGGCUAUGUGAUUCCUAAGGGUACUGAGAUUAUCCCACUGCUGACCUCUGCUCUGAAUGACGAGUUACACUGGAAAACCCCAGAUCAGUUCAACCCUUCCCAUUUCCUGGAUGCCAAUGGGAACUUCAUUAGGAGAGAAGCAUUUAUUCCAUUCUCCAUAGGACGAAGGGCUUGCCUUGGGGAAGGACUGGCCAAAAUGGAGCUGUUCCUCUUCUUUUCGGGCUUGCUCCGAAAAUUUGUUUUCCAUCCCCCUCCAGGAGUGGAUAAGUCAGACCUGGAUCUCACUGCUGAUGUUGGCUUUACCUUGACUCCCAUGCCUCACCUGGUUUGCGCUGUGCCCUGUGAAUGAUCAAACAACACAGCAUUAGAGUAGUGAACACUUCAAGCUUUAAAUCAAAUCUAGCUACAGUUGGGAAAAGCUGUCCCUGAGCUUUAGGGGAAGGAAGACAUCAGGCACUGUUAUUUUCUCUCAUUCAUGACAUUCCCUCCAACAGCUCUUGCAAUGUCUGUAUAAUGCAAACCCUUUGGACAGCUCUGAGUUGUGCUCUCAGAAACUCUGAUUCAUUCCUGGAACAGCACAUCAGAGAUGCUGUUUUCAGGACAGUUUGAAAGAGUGAAAUGCCUUCAGACCUCCUCUAUAGAUAAAACCCAUUAGAGCUCUCCCCUGACAACCUCUAUGGGGAAUUUCUCAGCCCAAAGUCCAAGCUCUAUAGCAGAGCUGAUUAUCAAUAGCCCAGCUGGAGACAAGAGACACUCAAAGGAUCUGGAAAUCUCCUCAGGAUGGUUGUUCAGCUGAGCCUCAGACUGAGCUUCCAUUGUGCGAUACAACCUGCCUUAUCUUUAUUACACAGUCCCAGACACAAGGGUGUAACAUGGGCUAAUGCCAAGACCCAGGCAGGACAGCUAUCAGGAAACAUCUAAGUGGUUUGGGAAGUGGGUUCUUUCCAACUCACACCAGGCACUUCAUGCUGAACAGCCCGUUUAUGAUGGGGCCAAUUGAGCAGCUUUCCGCUUCUGUUAAGAAAGGCAUUUCUACCACUCCCUCACCUCUCCUGGCUUCAUGCUGGCUCUGGCACCUGUCCAAUCCCUUACUGGGCCAUCUUAGAUCCCUAAACUGGCAGAAAAUGAGCAGCCAUGGCAAGGGAAGAGUUUCUGAAUCAGUGUGGCUGAAGCAAUAGCAGUGUGAGAGCAGUGGAGCUGGGGCUGGGCAGCAGCACUGCCACAUCAGCCAGAGAGCUGGGA
Messenger RNA from Sturnus vulgaris (Common starling), 2489 nucleotides. Its product is annotated as cytochrome P450 2K4-like. Gene Ontology annotation, cellular component: intracellular membrane-bounded organelle; cytoplasm. Gene Ontology annotation, biological process: xenobiotic metabolic process. Gene Ontology annotation, molecular function: heme binding; oxidoreductase activity, acting on paired donors, with incorporation or reduction of molecular oxygen, reduced flavin or flavoprotein as one donor, and incorporation of one atom of oxygen; iron ion binding. The record is from RefSeq and is a predicted model, not a curated record. Lineage: Eukaryota; Metazoa; Chordata; Aves; Passeriformes; Sturnidae.